AUGGCAGCGGCAGAGACUCAGAACGUGCGAUUUCACACAGGACUGGGGUCUAUCAAGGAUAUCCAGAGUCUCAGCGAAAAGGACCUUGGCGAGUCGCGUUCAAGAGACAAGAGUGAAGUGCAAGCAAUCUUGCAUUACCAUAAAGACAAUGAGGAUGGGUCACCUCCGCAUCCAACGUUCGUUGACAGGCCCGAAACAUACGAUAGGCCAUUCGAAGCCCAUUCCGUCACGAUAAGCAAUCUCGCAGGCGACGAAGAGAAGUUUUCUCUCGACAAAAAUGGUUUCCAGAUUUACCACAGCGAGUCGACUGAGAAGCAUUUCCAGGACGAUGAUCAGAUCAGGUCAUCUUACUAUCCUGAAGUAAACGAGCUUUUGAAGACGGUGACUGGUGCUAGUCGAGUUUUCAUCUUCGACCACACUAUUCGUCGUCAGCUGCCCAGCGAAGCAACCCAAGGACGAGCGGCUCGCGGACCAGUGCAAAGGGUCCACAUUGACCAAUCUUACAAGGCCGCUCUUUCACGGGUUCCUCACCACCUCCCGGAGGAUGCCGAUGAGCUGCUCAAGGGCCGAGUGCAGAUCAUCAACGUCUGGAGGCCCAUUAAAACUGUUCAACGAGACCCACUCGCCAUUGCGGAAGCCGGGUCGGUUGCCGAAUCGGAUCUUGUUGUGACCGAUUUGAUUUACCCUAAUCGACGGGGAGAGACGUAUGCGGUCAGAUACAGUUCGGCGCACAAAUGGUAUUACAAAGAUGGUCUGACACCCAAUGAGGUGAUUCUCAUCAAGUGCUUUGACAGCAAGACGGAUGGUAGAGCUCGAAGGGUGCCCCACACAGCCUUUGUUGAUCCCACGGCGCGCCCGGAUGCCCCCCCCAGAGAAAGCAUAGAGGUUCGAGCUCUGGUUUUUCACCCAGAAGAUCAAGAGUAG
Colletotrichum orchidophilum is the source of this 924-nucleotide messenger RNA. RefSeq lists its product as uncharacterized. The record is from RefSeq and is a predicted model, not a curated record. Gene Ontology annotation, molecular function: oxidoreductase activity. The transcript is spliced from 2 exons. Lineage: Eukaryota; Fungi; Ascomycota; Sordariomycetes; Glomerellales; Glomerellaceae. Bases 1 to 924 code for a protein of 307 amino acids.